UACACAUGGAGAAUGAAACAUGUUUUUGCAUGAAGAAUGAAAACACAAGAACCUUUCUAUUGACACAAUUGUAGCAGUGUUAUAACUAUAUUUAUACAUCGCUAAGCAUCCUAUAUAGCAGUUACGUUUUAGUUAUUGUCCUGUAACGUUAUCGUGUACAUCCAUCUUCCCGUCUCCCUUUAAAGCAGAAAUGUCUCAGGAGAGUCAACAUGGCAGGUGGAGUAUAUCAGAUAGUGAAGAAGAGGACAACAUCAUACCCCCAACCCCUGAAAAACGCUCAUUCACACCAAGUAUUAAACCUAAUUUAGAAAGCAAACCCAGUAAGAUCACCACCAUUCUUAAGCAAAAACCGGAGCAAAGUCCUAAUGUAAAUGUAAACCUUAAUGUAAAAGAACCGUCUGCUCCCUUCAUCCGAUCCGAAGCUAGACAAGCAGCACAUGGGAACCAAAUAAACCCUGUGAAAUAUGAAAGCAAUCCCUCUCCGGCUCUAAAGCGAAAGAGAGAGACAGAUGAAGCAGGCUGGAACCUCUCCAGCAGUGAUGAUGAAGAAACCCGACCUUCUGUCCCAAAAGAUGAACCCAAGAAAGUUAAUGUAAGUCCUAAAAAGAAGAAAACCGAACACACACGUCCUCCGAGCCCUCACGGGGCCUGUUAUUAUAAAGAAGAGCCUGCUGAUUUUUUCGAAACAAACUUGUCAAUGAAUGACAUGUACCGCUUUUAUUUAAACAAAGUCACUGGGAUACAGAAAAAGUUCAAUACCGGAGCACUGCAUAUCAAAGAGAUACUUUCUCCUAUGUUCGGGAUGCUAAAAGAGUCUGUGCAGUUCAAUUACUGCUUUGACAUUCCAUGGAUGGUGGAGCAGUAUCCUCCAGAAUUUAGGGACAAACCCGUCGUGAUUGUUCAUGGAGACAAACGAGAGGCCAAGGCUCGAUUAAUUGAGCAAGCCAAACCAUAUCCACAUAUUACUUUCUGCCAGGCCAAACUGGACAUUGCAUUUGGCACACAUCAUACGAAAAUGAUGCUGCUAUGGUACGAGGAGGGAUUCAGAGUCAUCAUCCUUACCUCGAACCUUAUCCGAGCCGACUGGUACCAGAAAACUCAGGGGCUGUGGAUGAGUCCGCUGUACCCCAGGUUACCGGUGGGAAGUCCAGGAUUAGCAGGGGAGUCUCCCACCAACUUCAAAAGAGACCUGCUGGAAUAUCUGGAAGCAUACCGGGCUCCAGAGCUCGCUGACUGGAUCGAUCGCAUCAAACAGCAUGAUCUGUCAGAAACACGGGUGUAUCUCAUUGGUUCAACUCCUGGAAGAUAUCAAGGACCUGCCAUGGAAAAGUGGGGCCAUCUAAGAUUGCGAAAGCUGCUCCGCGAACACGCUCACCCCAUUCAGAACGAAGAGAGGUGGCCUGUGAUUGGUCAGUUUUCCAGUAUUGGCUCUAUGGGUCUUGAUAAGACUAAAUGGCUUGCAGCUGAGUUCCAGCAUACCCUGAGCACGCUGGGGAGAGCAGAGAAAUCAUUACCCACCCCGCAACCACAGAUGCACCUGAUUUAUCCAUCUGUGGAAAAUGUGAGGACCAGUUUGGAAGGUUAUCCAGCUGGGGGAUCUUUACCAUACAGCAUACAGACGGCACAGAAACAGCUCUGGCUUCACUCAUACUUCCAUGGCUGGCAUGCUGAUGUUACCGGUAGGAGCAACGCAAUGCCCCACAUUAAAACAUAUAUGAGGAUCUCACCAGAUUUUACACAACUGGCCUGGUUCCUUGUAACAAGUGCCAAUUUGUCAAAAGCUGCCUGGGGUGCGCUGGAAAAGAACAACACUCAGAUAAUGGUGCGUUCCUAUGAGCUGGGAGUUCUCUACUUGCCUUCAGCCUUUAACAUGAGCACAUUUCCAGUGGAGAAGGACGUGUUUUCUGGCUCCGCCUCCUCCAAAGGCUUCCCUGUGCCCUAUGACCUUCCACCUCACCGUUACUCCAGCAAAGAUCAACCUUGGAUCUGGAAUAUUCCAUACACUCAAGCUCCGGAUACUCAUGGAAAUGUAUGGGCACCAUCUUGAGAAGAUAAUACCUUUGAGACCAUCUGCAUUAGAUCAAAUGGACUUGAGACUCUCUUAGUAUUCCAGCCACCUGAAUGAACUCAUUACCUGUGACAGCAGUAGUAGAAGUAUGGGUUUGUGUCAUUUAGUGUAUUAGAUACUGUAUUUUAGCCACGUUGAGGUGAGUCCACCUUAUUUUUUCCAUUAUCAUUUUGUAAAUUAACAGAUAAAAGAUGUUUUACAGGUAAAAUCAAAAUGGGUGUAAUAAAUGUAUUUUUCGAA
Molecule: messenger RNA, 2308 nt
Organism: Paramisgurnus dabryanus
Lineage: Eukaryota; Metazoa; Chordata; Actinopteri; Cypriniformes; Cobitidae
Gene: tdp1
Product: tyrosyl-DNA phosphodiesterase 1
Biological process (GO): DNA repair
Cellular component (GO): nucleus
Molecular function (GO): single-stranded DNA binding; double-stranded DNA binding; 3'-tyrosyl-DNA phosphodiesterase activity
Source: RefSeq, a predicted model, not a curated record